This is a messenger RNA of Thecamonas trahens ATCC 50062, 13806 nucleotides long. RefSeq names its product sacs protein. Lineage: Eukaryota; Apusomonadida; Apusomonadidae. The transcript has a single exon. The record is from RefSeq and is a predicted model, not a curated record. Bases 92 to 10918 code for a protein of 3608 amino acids. Gene Ontology annotation, molecular function: Hsp70 protein binding.
CAGGCAGCCACGCCGACGACGACCUGCCCUUCAGCCGCACCAAGCGCACCACAUUAGACUCGCUUGCAAGUGGCACGUAUAUUCAGACAUAAUGGAGCUCGGGUCGUCGUUUGGGCCCAAGCUCAAGCUUACCACCCGCCUGAGGGAGAUCCUUGCCAUCUACCCCGCUGGCGUCUCGGUCCUCCGGGAGCUGCUGCAGAACGCAGACGAUGCCGGUGCGGCGACACUCGCGCUCUGCCUCGACAAGCGAGAGUUUGACACAGACUCGCUGGCCUUUCCGGGACUCGCCCCGUUUCAGGGUCCAGCGCUGCUGGCGUACAACGACGCUGUGUUCUCGGAUGCCGACUUUGAGUCGAUCCAGCGCGUCGGCGACUCGGGCAAGGCGAGUUUGCGGACCAAGACCGGCCGCUUCGGCAUCGGCUUCUGUGCUGUCUACCACCUCACCGAAGUUCCUUCGUUUGUCUCGCGCUCAAAGCUUGUAUACUUUGACCCGUCGCUGCGCUCGCUUCCUCGGGUCUCCGCCGCCGAUCCGGGCACCGCCAUCGACAUGACCGACCCUGGCGUCGCCGAUGCGCUCUCGUCGCACGCAUCGCAGUUUGCGCCGUAUGCGCUGCCGGCAGGAGCUCUUGCGCCCGGCCAGGCCGAUUAUGAUCCGCUUGCCGGUUCCAACUUUGAUGGCACCCUCUUCCGGCUUCCCCUCCGGACUGAAGACCAGGCAGCGGCGUCCGAGCUCUCCAAGGAGGCCUUUACCUCUGACGAUAUACUGCAGCUAUUCGACGACUUUGCGCACGACGCCCACAACAUGCUCCUUUUUCUCAAGCACGUCGCCUGUGUCAACCUGUUAGUGUGGGAGGCCGGUGCUAGCGCUCCCUCUCUGCUUGUCUCUCUCACCGCCGCCACCCGAUCUCUGCCGCCGGAGCUCCCGCUGCCACGGCACCCGCUCACGUUGCUGCCGCCGUCAGCCUCGCCGCGGUCGCUUCUCAACCAAGUUGUAGGUUCGACGCCAACCGCUUGGAUCGAGGCCUCGGCCGCGUCUACAACCGUCGCCUACGUCCUCGAUGUAACCGUUGCUCGCAGCGGCUCGCCUGAUGUCACGACAUCGCUCCUGAUUCUUCAGGGCCUGACAGGCGGGCAGCCGCUCGCCCUCGCCACUGACGAGACGCUCAUCGAAUUUGGUUUCACCUUUCUGCCGCUUGUCGGCCUCGCGCUCCCACUUCAUCGCGGCUGCCUCGGUCGAGCCUUUUGCACCCUCCCGCUUCCGACCCACACCGGGCUCGCCUUUCACAUCAACGGUGCCUUUGAGCUCUCGUCCAACCGGCGCGACAUCUGGCAUGGCCUUGACUUGACCGGCCUUGGUAAGACCCGUGCCGACUGGAACAAUGCCCUCAUCACCGAGGGCAUCCCGCCGCUCCUCAGCCUUGGCCUCGCGCUCGUCUCCCGGCCUGGUCUCUCCGCCCAUCGCCUUUUGCCUGCCGAUCUGCUCCCGGAGCCAACUUCCGUCCACCCGCCUUGGUCUUCGCUGCUUGCGCCGCUUGCAUCCUCUACUCUGGAUCCACCGCUUCCGCUCUUUGUUCCCGACAACCCUGACGCGGGUCUUGUUGCACUUCCCGACGCCCGUCUCUUACCACCGUCGGUGCCAGCCGACUCGCCGCUGGCACUCGCCAUUGCUCAUUGCGUCGACGAUCCCGCCCACAUGGUAACGACGUCGCCGCCUCAUCUCCUUCGAUUACUGGCAUGCUCGCCAGCGACAUCAGCGGCGAUAGAGAAGGCCACUAUUGCACCUGCAUGGAUUACUGCCAGCGUUCUGCCUCUCCGACCGCGCUACCCGGUGAGCGAGCCUGGCGUUGCGCUGCUCGCCUGGCUAGCAGCUACCCCCGGACUAGAUCUCAGCGGGGACGGCCCGCUCUUCCCGCUCGCUUCUGGAGAGUUUUCCCCGCUUCCUGCGCAGGGCGCCUACAUUGCUGCCCCAAACUCUCCCGAGGCGCUGCUUCUUGCUGCGCUUCUCCCCGAGCGCAGCGUGGCUUCUGCUGUCGAGGGUACCGAUGUCUUCGACAUGCUCACUUCGCUAACGCCAGACCGGCUUGGGCAUCGUCUUGUUGUCGUAGCUGGGCCGGGUGACCUUCCACAACGCGACCUUGUCGCCGUGGCGUCGGCGUCGCCAGACGCCGUACUCGCCUACAUGAAAGUGCGCAAAGGCAGCGCGACGAAGCUUGCUGGAGCGCAAGUGGUCCCUGUUCUCGCCGCCACUGACAGAUACCCGGUCCCAUCGUCGCUUGCGACGUCGCGACUUGUUCUGCCGCCGCACGCCGCCUCGCUCCUGGCCAACCAAGCCGACCUUCCGCGGCUGUUGCUCUCGCUUGGGCUUCCUGUGGCGGCGACGCGCAGCGGGCUCACAGGUCUUGCGCACGAGUUCUCCUUUGACGGCCUGGCGCGCGCAGCCUCGGUCGCUCCGUCAGACUUUGCGGCUGCCAUCAGCACACUCUCUGCUAGUGAUGCGAACACACUACGCUCUCUGCUUGCUGACCUCAAGACCAGCACCCACGCCAACCUCGACUCGCCGCACACUGCUGACUUUGCAGCGAGCCUAAUUGCAGCUCCGAUGUGGCCGCACAUUGCGUGCGGAGGCGGGACUCAGCUCGGCUCUCUCGGUGCCCACUUUCUUGUCCCGCCGGCCACACCGAGUGCGCUGCUGGCGCCGUCAUGUCUUGCGCCGCUGCCAGCGUCUGUCCAUGGGCUUGCUGUCUGGCUCGCGCCGUUCGUCGAGCAGCUCGACAGCAUUGGAGUCAUUGCCCGCGCCUUUGUGCCAUGGCUUGCAGACUUGCUCUCUGCCGACGAGGCUGUGCCACUCCCGGGUCACAUCGAUGUCGGCAUCCGAUUGGCGCUAGAGAACGUCGACGCGCUCCGCGACGAAUAUCCCGUAGCGGUUGACAUCCUUGCUUCGCUUCCGUUUGUGCUCCGGGCCGGCGGCGACAGCUGCGCCCGCGCCCGUGCCAAUGAGCUGUAUGAUCCUCAAAGCGAUGAGUCUCAGCUUGCAGUCCUCCUCCCGCCAAACCACUUUCCGGCCGAGGGCUACACGGCUCCGAUCCCUCUGCAUGCGCUGCGGCGCCUCGGUCUGCGUAGUCGGCUCACACCCGAUGCAGUUGUGGCAGCUGCAAAAAGCGCCGCUGCAGAUCAAGCCUGCGACCGCGGCAGCUUGCUCCUCGAGUACCUUGCCGUUCAGCCGCGACUGGUGUCGUCGCUCACCGAACACCAGCUUACCGCUCUCCGCUCGACGCCGUGGCUUCCGGUUGCCGGCUGCCCACCGAAUGACCUGCCAUGGCUCCCCUGGCGCGGAGCCGAGGAAGCUCGACCGACCGCUGCCCCAAGAGAUGUCGUUCCUCCGCAGUUGGCUGCAUACGCUUCGGUCUCCCGAUUUGUGCUCGAUAGCCAUCGUUCGCUCGCCUGGCCGCGCCACGUUGUCGAUGCUCUUGGCUGGCCAGGUGGUGCUGAGGACCUUGAUUCUGAGCUGGUAGUUGCCCAGCUGGUGGCGCUUGGUCAACUGCAAGCGCCUGAUCUCGCCCACGCCGGUGCCGCACUGGCUCGCAUUGUUCCGCAUGUGUACGCGCUACUUGCAUCGGCGCUUGGUGAAGCCUCGGCUCCGCGCCCUGACUGGAUGGAGCGUCUCUGUAGGCCGGGCAUCCGGUGGAUUUUCCAGGGCUCGGCGUUUGUUGAAGCCGGCGUGGUGGCGUUUUCGGCGGUCACUGACCUCCGCCCGCUGCGGUAUGUCGUGCCUGCAGACAUGGUUCCGUUUGGCCCGCUCUUUGUCGCCGCCGGGGUGCCUCCCGCGUUUCCACCCCGGGUCUAUCUCGAGGUGCUCGCGGAGGUGGCGAGCGCGGGGCCGACAGCCUGGCCGAUCUCGCUCGAGCGGGUGACCGCCAUUCUGAUUCAUCUCGCCUCGAUUGUUCACACGCUCACGCCCGACGAGCGCGGCGCUGUUCUGCUGCCGGAUACCCGGCGGCGACUGGUGCCAGCCGCAAGCCUCACCGCCAACGACGCGCAGUGGGUCGAGUCAGGCAGCGGGGCACUGCCAGACGGCGUAGGGGCCGCUGAUGUGGUGUAUGUUCACGACGGGCUAGCCACGUCGGUUGCGCUUGCGCUCGGCGCAAAGUCGCUACGGGCGCUGCUCUGGGCGCGGGCGUCGGAUCACAUGGCGCUAGCCGCUGUUAACGCGGAGGAGUUUUCGCAGUCCCAGUCGCUCACCCACACCAUCUCCGGUGUGCUCGAUCUCUAUCCAUUCGGCCUCGGUCUCCUCCACGAGCUGGUGCAGAACGCAAACGAUGCCGGUGCGUCCGAGGUUGUAUUUUGCCUUGACCUUCGCAACCAUCCACGCGACAAGCUCCUCGCCGACUCGAUGGCUGAACUUCAGGGACCAGCGCUGCUCGUCUACAACGACGCCCCGUUCACAGAUGCAGACUACGCCGCCAUUGCGUCUAUAGGACAGGGCGCCAAGGCGGCGGAUGCGGCAGCGACUGGCAAGUUUGGCCUCGGUGUAUGUGCCACCUACCACGUCACCGACACGCUCACCUUUGUCUCGGGCUCAUCGCUGGUGGUCUUUGAUCCACACGGAAGGCACCUUCCGUCGGCGUCGGCCGGCAUCCGCCUGCGGCUGGAUCCGGGGUUGGCAAGCAUGUUUCCGGACCAGUUUGCGCCGUUCUGUGUCCUGGGUCACCGGCUGGAUGCACCGCUCGACGGCACGCUGUUCCGGCUCCCGCUGCGAACCUCGGUCCAGGCGCGUGACUCGGCAUUUGGUGGGCAAGUCUCGCCGCGUGCCAUCCUUGAUCUUUUCGCGGCGUUUGAAGCUGCGCCCGACGCCGCCGGCUCUCUGCUCUUCCUCUCCUCUGUCUCUCGUCUCAGCUUUCGCGUUUUCGCCGACGCCCCGCUGCCGAGCCAAGCCCAGCAGGCACUUGUGGUGGCUGCUGGUUUUCCUCAUGCCGACCUCCAUGGUGCGGGCGAGCUGUUUGCGUUUUCGCGUGCCGCUCUCAAGGCGUCGCCGCUCUCAGCGCCGGGCACUGUGCUUGCGCCAGGAGGUUCACUCGUGGUGCCGCCGCCUGCGCGCGCGUCGAGGGCCGCGUUUGCGCGCUGGCUGCAGACGAUCGAGCAGCAGCCGGGACACAGCAUGCUCGCUGGGCAUGCAGCGGCGGCGGGUAUUCUUGCUCACUCGCUUGCCACCAUGUCGCUCGUACACGCGCCAUCGGGAUCCACCACCGCGUUUGCUGUCGCGUCAGCAGUGGGAGGUGUCGAGGCGACGCGGCUCGCGGUUGAGCAGGCAAACGCCAAGCAGCGCGGUGUUGUUCGACUGGUGCCGUUUGCGCAAGUCGCCAUCCCGCUCGCGAGCAGUGGCAACGAGGUGACCGAAGCUUGCUCGCGAGUCUUUGUAGGCCUUCCGCUCCCGCUCCACUCGGGUCUUCCGCUGUGGAUGUCGGCAUCGUUUGAGGUCUCGUCCAAUCGACGCGAGCUGUGGAGUGCAUCCCAAACCGAGCAAGGUGUAGCUGCCCAGCGCGCUGCCUGGAACGCCGCUCUUCUCCGCGGGCUGCUUCCGUUUACCGCCUCACUAGCGCUUGUGGGGGUGGUCUUGAGCAUGGGACCCAAUCCACUGCCUGGCGACAUUGUGGCCCGCUGGCCACACCGGCUGAACCUGGCGAGCGAGGCCUUUGCACCGAUGAUUGACGCGAUGUACGUCGAUUUGCUACCGGUGCUGCCACUUUUCGGCGACGAUCGUUCGAUAUUGCAUCCGUCGUUUGUCCUUGUCGAAUCAGAAGCGUUCGAGGCAGUGUCCAACUCGCGUGUGGCCCGCGUCGUAGCCAGCCUCGGCUACACUCUUGUACCGAUACCGUCUGCUGUCUUGGCCUCGCUGGGGCCGACCGCCAACGCGCUUUCGCCAGGUCUGGUUCGGGCCAUGCUUCGCGAGCACGGCUCCAAGCGCGUCGCUGGCGCACUUGUUGGCGAGAUGUCCGAGACCGACGAGUUGGUGGGGUACUUGAUGUCGGAUCUCAUUCCGCUGGAUCUUGUCGCGCUGCCCGAGCUCAUGGGUCUUCCGCUGCUGCAACUGCUUGAUGGACGGGUGGAGACGAUUGCGCCGCCGCCUACCACGGUGGUGGCAGUGUCUGUACCGAGUCUGCGUCUCGCGAUUGAGCGAGCGGCAGCGGCCGGGGGCAUUGGCGUGGUCGAUGCGUCUGUGGUGCCGCCUCAACUCCACGACGUACUGGCCUGGCUUGCGGCGCUUGAACCGCAGGCUGCAAACCUGGUCUGGGCCGAGAAUGCCGAGCAGCUGCGGUAUGUGCUCGCCCGUGGGCUAGACACUGCUGGUGAUUGCCCGCAGCUGGGAAGCGAGCCGUGGCUCUCUCGCGCGUGGGUGGAUGCGGUGUGGUGUGGUGUCGAAGACGCGGUAUUUGCCUCGCGCAGCGUGCUCUUUGACCUUCCGCUGGUCAUUGCCCACGACGGGCUCCGGCUGGUUGCCAUGGCUCAACCGGGUCUCUGCGAUGGUUCAGGGAUGGAUGAAGAUGUUUGCGACGCUCUGCGUGUGCUUGGGCUUACGUUUGCCGAGCCAGGCCUCCUUGCCGCCCACGGAUGGAUGUCGGGCCACAUGGCGUCGUGCGAGCUGGGGUCGAUUGCCACAGCGCUUGAUGCCGUGACUGCAGGCUGGGCCGAGAGCGACUGGCAGGCCUCGCCUAAGCGUGAGGCUGCACUCGAGGUGGUAGCUGAGUAUCUUUUGUCGGCGCUGGCGUUACCAGUCGGUGCCAAGACACUUGCUGGCAGCGCCGCGCUUUCGGCGCUUGUCACGCGGAUGCCGCUGGUGACGAUCUACGGGGCUGACGGAGUUGUGCAGCGGGUGGCGCUGUGCGGUGUCGAUGCGGUCCUCCCGCCUGCCUCGGUAUGUGAUGCCACGUUGCUUGGCUCGCUCAACGCUGACUCUUUGGCAACACCGUCGGGGUCGCGGCCGCGAGUCUUUGUGGUGGCACGGAGCGCGGCCGAGCGCGGCGCGCUCGGCGCGCUGGGUGUGACCAUCCUCAAUGAGACACGGUUCUAUCGCGAAGUCUUCCUCCCGCAGCUGGCGAGCAGCAGCCAAUCGGUCCUAGCUCCGGAGCUUGUGCGUUCGGAGCAAAUGCGGGUGCUUCUGGCACGGCUGCCGUCGCUGGUGGAAGAGGCUCCUCUUGUUGAGCAGCUGCGGAGAACACCGCUGGUGGCGACGCGGAGUGGCACGCUGGUCACUGCUGCCGAGCUGUACCACCCUGAUGCCAGGAUGGCUGCGCCGUUUUUGGACGCCAAGAGUCAGGUGCCUGGACCUGAGUUUAGCUCUCCCGAGGUGCUUGCCGGGCUUGCGGUCCUUGGCCUGCGACCGUCCGCCGACGUUGAUGCGGCCAUGACUGCGGCGCGCCAGCUUGCGGCAGCCGAGCCGGACGCGGUAAGCCUUGAGCGGGCAGUGGAACUGUUUGGCUGGUUGGGUCGGGUGUGGCCAGUGCUGAUGGGUGAGUCCGAGCCUGAUUCAACCGACUUGAGCGACUCGUUCUCCGACUCUGACGAUGAUGGCGGCGAGUGGAGCGGCAGCCGCAACAGCCCAAGCCGGGUCCUGGAAUUGCUUGACAUUGCGUGGCUCCCACUCGACCCCAAUGUGCCGCAUCCGUUCCUGCCGCGAUGCGAUGCGGGGAGCAGCGGCCGGGCGCCGCCGACGGCAUGCAAGCCGCCGGGCGUCGACAGCUGGGCACUCUGGUCUGGGUCGCAUGCUGUGGCGCACCCUUCCCUGGGUGGGGAUGUGUUGAGUCGCGCACCCAAGCUCUGCGACGCGCUGGGAUGGUCCGCGCCGCCGACUGGCGCCUCACUAGUGCUGCAGCUGCAGGGCAUGGCACGCAUGCUAACCGAAGAGUGUGUACAGUGGGACGGCAUCGAGGAUGUGCUGGACAAAGUCUACAACGCGCUGGCGGAUCUGCCGCCACGAACGCAGCCAGCACCCGAGUCUGUGGCAAAGCUUCCGGUGGUGUGGCUUGGUGACGGGGGCUUUGUGCCGCCGCUUCGGUGCGCACUCUCGCCAGGCAAGGAGCUUGCGGCCGAGGGCGUGGGCGAUCUCGCGCCGUGGCUGUGGGUAGUGCCGACGACGCUUCCGACGUCUUUUGUGGCUGCAUACCAAGUGCUGGGCGUUCCCGCGCAUUUCGCUCCUGCUGCGCUGGUGGCGUGUACUGAUGCAGUGGCCGCUUCUGUGGGCGACGGCGGCAUACUCGCUGAGCGCGAGCUAGAUCUGAUGUUGGGUGUGCUGCGGGCUCUGGGCGGAGCGAUAGACGAAGGCCUUGAGCUGGAUGAGGUGUUUGUGCCGACAGUCUCGCACCGGGUGGUGGCAGCGAGUCGGGCAUACGUCAACGAUGCGCAGUGGUUGGAUCCGAGUGCGCUUGCGGCCAAGGAGGCUGAGGGCGCGUUCUAUGUGGUGCAUGCAAAGGUGCCGGCGAGUGUGGUGGCAGCCAGUGUGAGCCUCUCGCUGCGCAAUCUGCUCACUGCGCACGACGAGGCGACGACCCAGCUGCGGUGUCCUGGGUCGGCGGAGCUGGCGCCGCUUGCGGCGCUGUGGGGCGCAUCGACCGCGGACGGCUUGUUCCGCGUGGCAACGGAUCUGAUGCUGGUGGCUGAUGCCAUGGGUGCACGCAAGGCGCGGUUGGUGCUUGAUGCGCGGCACCAUGCUAGCGUCUCGCUGCUCCAACCGGGCCUUGCGGCUGGGCAGGGCCCAGCGCUUGUUCUUCUUGUGCCUGGGGUGGAGCUCGAUCUCUCGCUGCUGGGCGAGUUUAUGGCCGAUCCACGGGUCGGCACGGUGCAGCGAGGUCUGCUCCGCCGAGCGUUUGUGGUCGGGCCGCUCGUCCAAGUCCUGUUUGGCUCGACACUUGCGCUGUUUGACCCGAGUGGCGAGUGUCUCACGGCUGAGCUUGGUCCGAACGACAAUGCGGGGAGCUCGGGCUCGUCGCGCGGACAAGCGACGGCGUACGAGAUUCACAACUCCAAGGUGGUGACUCGGUUCCCGGACCAGUUUGCGCCGUUCGGUGUCUUGGGACUUGCCCCCAGUCGGCGGGUGGGCGGGACGGUAAUCCGAGUCCCGCUUGCGGGCGGCGUGGCCAACAGCGCGGCGCUGGCGGUGCUUGCGGAAAGUCUUGCAGCGCGUGCCGACUCGAUGCUUGUGUUUCUGCGGAGCGUUGCGGAUGUGCGCACUGUGGCCGUUGAUGAAGACGGCGAGACGAGCCAGGUCUUCCGAGUGAGUCUCGCGGGUGGCGAGGAGCAGCUUGCACGCCGCAACGCUCUGUUCACCUCGACGCAGUGGGUCGGGUGGCGGAUGCUUGCGUUUCAGCCGACACGGCUUGAUGUCUCGCUAGGCAUACGAGUGGUGCGACCCGAGGCGGGCGAGCCGGAGAUGGUGCAGUGGCGGGUGGUGGCAUUGGUGGGUGCCGGUGGAACGCGUGCAAUGGCGCGCGACAAAGCUAACGCAAGCCUUGGGCUGUAUCCGAUGGGUGCGGUGGCGGCGCGGGUGAGUCCUGGGCCGUGCGCCGGCGAGAUGGUGGCGCCGUUGGCGUUGGGGGCUGGCCGGCAGGAGGCUGGGCUCCCGGUGCUGGUGAGCGGUGGAUUUGUGGUUGAUCCGCUCGGCUCGGACGUGGUGUGGACCGACCGAGUGCGAAUCGGCGCGCCGAGCAGCCUGGAUGUGGCGGAGCUGGUCCGGAUUGCCGAGUUCAACGCAGAGCUCCUCACGCAAAAUGUGGUGGGCGCAUACGCGAUGCUUCUCGAGUCGCUUGCGAGCCAAGCGGCGCUGGCUCAGCCGGAGACGUACUACGGAACUUGGCCGAGUGAUCUCCGCGAUCCGCGGCUGGAGCGCCAGCUACGUGGUCCGCUGUACACCGCGAUGGUGGCGCGGCCGGUGUGGAAGCUGGCGUCGAGCUCGGCGAGCUGGGUAACGGCGGAUCAAGGCAUGCUGGUUGAAGAUGGGGCGUCUGCUGGCGUUGUCGACUUUGGUGCCAAGUUCUUUGCACUCCAUGACUUGCCUCCGGGACUCAGCUCGCAGGUGGCGAGGCAGCUGCGGCAGACCGGCGGAGGCGAUGUUCAGUUUCUCACGCCUCAGGCCCUGCGGCGGGUGCUUACCGCGGACGGGCUUGGCAUGGCGCACUUUGAUUCUAUGGCCCAGGUGGGUGAGGUGCUUGCCUUUGUGGUAAGCGACGUGCUCGGCAAUGAUCGCGAGGGCCCGCUCGCUGACGCCCUGGCGAGUCUGGAGGGUGUACGUGUUCUGGCGACGAUGGGUGGGACGUUGGAGGCGUUUGCAGACCUUCGCGACGAUGCGAGCGACGCCUCGCUGAUCGGCUCGUUGCUCUCGGGCAUUGGGGCAGCGUUCCGGCGGCGCGAGAGUGCCAAGGCGCAGGAGCGAGUGGCGGCGCUGGAGGCUGUGCGUGCGCAGCGCCGACGAGCGCCGCUGCUGCUGUCUCGGACGGCCGACGACGACCACUACCGAUUGCUCCCAGUGCUCGGCUCGUGGGUGAACAUGAGCGUAGCACGGGUGUUCAACGCUGUGCUGGACGGCCUUGAUCCUUGUGAGACUGAGGGCGUCGCGCUGGAGCACGGUCUCGGGGUCACGUUUUUUAGCCCGGACGUGCUCGCGCGGCUGGCACCGUCGAUGGCAGAGGUACCGGUCGAGGGCGAAGCCGCAACGCCGGCGGCUGCCGAGUGGGUGCAGUUGGUGUGGGCUUAUUUGGUGGCUGAGGCUGAGAGUCGCGGAGAGCAGGCCGCCGAUGUGAUGGGCGAUCUGGAAGCGCUGCCGCUCCUUCCGCUCCGUGGCGAGCAAGUGGUGUACGUUUCCGGCUCGCUGCUGCCUCAGUGCGUGCUGCCGACAGGCAACCUUGCGCGACAGGGGGCACACUGGAGAUGAUGGCGGAGCUAGGCAUGCGGCUGCUUGCGGCUCGGGAGCUGGGUGAGGCAUGUGGCUCGGUGAGUCUUGCGGGCGUGACAGCAUCGAGUGACGAGGAGGCUGGACGGGCGUUGAUGCGGUGGCUAGGCGAGAGCAGAGUCGGCCGGUCCCAGCUGGCGGAGCUCGGACGCCGGCAUCGGCGUGAGCUGGCGCAAACGAUUAUUGCGCUUGUGCGCGACGGCGAGGCUCUUGAUGUCGAGCUUACGCGGCAGCUGCCGAUCUUUCCGGACCUCGAUGGCGCCUACGUGGCGCUUCCGCGCAGCGACGAAGCGACGCGGUAUGUGCUCAACGAUGCAAGCGUGCUUGACGGUCUUCUUGCGGGUGCACUAGAGUCGGCAGAGACGAGCAAUGAGCUACGGGCUAUGUUCGUUGGCGCUGACGCUCGGUACGCUGAUGUGUACGCGGCUGCAGGUGUGGUGGAAGUCGAUGUGGGCGCUGCGCUGCAGCUUGUUGGUGUCGACGGUGGGUAUGCGAUGCUAAGUCCUGUAAUGCAGGCUCGGUUUGUGGACUGGAUUGGCGAGCACUGGGACGAGUUAUGCGGCGACGCGGGUGCAAUGAGCGUGCUGCGGGAGGCGCGGGUGUUUGGUGAAGCUUGCCUGCGGGCGUGCGAGCUGUUUGACGAGCGUGUCCCGCUCUUUGCCGCCGUGCUCAUGUCGCCCGAAGUGGGCCACGCGGAGCGGCACAUCUACCGCCGCAAGAGCUCCGGGGUGACGCGCACUGGCAACGCAUUCUGUCCGCGCUUGGCAUGCGUUGCAGCGUGGAUUGCGAGUCUGUGGUAGCGUUGGCCGAGCUCGUAGACCGCGAUCCGGGUAACGUGGCGGGCGGGCGAGCUCUGGCGAGUGCACUGGCCGGCGAGUUGAGCACGCGGGUGCUCGCCGGCAACCGGCAGGUGGCGAGUGCUCUGGGUAUGCUCCGGAUUGUGCCUGCGACGGUGGCAGGUGCGCGACGUAGCGAGCUGGUGCGGUACGCGGAUGCGUGUCUGCCGGGCGACGCAGCGCUGUGCUUCAAGGUCAAGCCUGUGAUGGAGGCAUGUGCAGAGCCGCGGCGCGAUGUGGCGAUGCUGCUGGGCGUGGUGCAGCCGCUUGGGCUGGAGACGGUGGUGGCCAACUUGCUUGCCAUCAGCGAGGACGACCUCGAGCUGUGGCCGCUGGAUCUGGUCGGAUGCGGGGUGGAUGCUGCCUUUUGCGCGAUGUACGAGCUGGUGCAGAGCGGGCUGGAGGAUGGCCGCGAGGCGGUGCGUGUUCUGGAACGUGCGGCGGUGGUGCCUGUCUCGGGUUCGCGGUUGCUGCCGCCGCGGAUGGUGUUUGAGGCGUGUAGCGGAGAGUGGGAGCCGUUUGUCGCCGAGGUGCCGAGCGCAUUCCACCCGUACCUCCGGUUGCUUCGGGUUCUGGGGUGCGGCCGCGUGUGAGUGAGGCGCAGAGCCGCGAGAUGCUUGCAGAGGUCGAGGCGGCGUCUGUGGUGCACGCUGGCAUGUGGCUCUCGCCGUAUCACAUGGCCGGGUACACCGCGCUUGUGCGGAGCUCUAGUGUGGCGCCACGGCUGCUGCCCGACGGUGAUGCGGUGCUGCGCAUUGGCGCGCGUCUAAUGCUCUGCCAGCUGCUGCCAGCAAGCGUGCGUGAGCAGUUGGUGGCCAUCGCGCCAAGUGCGGUGGUUCAUCCGAGCCUGGAUGCGCGGCUUGCGGUGGGAGUGGCGGCUGAGCCGAGCUGGCGGGUGGUCGGGGAGUGGCAGGUCUGGCCGCGAUGGCAAGGCAAGCUGGCGGGAUGGAAAGUGAUGACGACGCCGGCUGCAGAUGUCGGAGUGCAGGUCGAGGUGCGAGCGAGCGGGGACGGCGCGGUGCAGGUUGCUACUGUCGAGUGGGCGGCGGCCGAUGGGCAGGUGUGGAUCCGUGCCGGUGACGAGGCCAGUAUGGCGAUAGCGGUGGCCGAAGCGGUGGCGGAUGCCUGUGGCGGCGACGCGAUGGAGGUACUCCGCGAGGUUUGGGGUGCGGCGGCUGUUCAGGAGCGACCGAUGUGGCCGUCGCUGGAGUCGCGCGGUGUGCCCGGUAGUCCGGUCGGAGACUGCGAGGUGAGACAGCUAGCGAUCAAGCCGCUGAAACGAUUUGGGCGCGGCGAGGUUGUGGCUGUUGAUGCGUGGCGUGGGACUCGGCCCGGGGCCGAGUUCUUUGUGCACGGGGUGGUUGUUCAAGAGCUGGCGUCAUCGGUCAGUUCUGUCCUCCGUGCUGUUGUGGUCGACGUAGGGGGCUGGCAGGCAGCGGCUAGCAAUUGGCCCGAUGGCGCGCUCGAGGCGUGGCCCGAGCAUGUCGAGCUGCGAAGGGCUGAGCUAGCAUGCACAAGUGUGUGGGUGUUUGGCGUGAGCAGUGGGGUCGGCGGGCAGGAUGCGUCCGCAGCAGGCGGUGCGGAGUCUGUUGCAGGAGGAGGCGGUGGGCAUGUGGCCGGCGCGAGCGCAAGGCCGGACGGCGGCGAGGUGGCGGCGGUUGUGGCGUACAUGGCUGCGGCGCUGGGGCUUCCAGAGGAGAUCGACUCGCGCUCGGUGCAGAAGAUGCUCGAGGAACGCGUGGCGCUCGGCGCAGAGGUGGCGCGGCUGGAGGCUGAGGCGGCGGAGGCGGCGGCGGUGGCGGCGGCGGCGGAAGCGCAAGUGGAGUCGCUGGAGAGCGGGUUGCAGUGCCCGAUCUGCAUGUGCGAGGUUGCAGACCGAGUGCUGACGCCGUGCGGACAUCGCGUGUGCGACGGAUGCGUGGCACAGCUUGUGGGCCGCGGAACCGCCAACUGCCCGAUGUGCCGGGCCGGGUUUGACGGCGUUGUGCGCAUCUGGCUCGAGUGAGAGCCGACAGUAAAAGGCAAACGCUGAUG